AAUAUCAUAUCUUUGGUCUUGGAACAUCAUAAAUAUAACAGGGUUUAAAAAAAUCGCAAUACUCUCGAUUCUGAAACGAGAAGCUAUAAAUCUAUCGCUGUCGUUUUAGUUUAAUUGAUGGUGAAGUAGAACUUAUAAGAAAUAAUGAAUUACGGUUACGAUGUGGAUCACGUGUAGUACAAAUUAUGAACUCAUUUAUGUUGUCAAUAUUUUGUAAUAUUUUGUCGUUCUUGUAAUACUCUAAAUUCUAUUUAUUCCAAACGAGCUUAGGUUUUUAAAGAACAGCUGAUUUUUGCCCAUUGUAUGAUGAGUGAGCGCAACCCCCGUAAACGUAAAAGUACUUCUGAAGGCGAAGACGCUUCUAAUACGAAAAGAAACAAAACAAAAAACGCAGCACGGUCGCUGCAGUCAUCGGCUCCAGCUCCGAGGCGGCUGGAACACGUGUGCCCCUACAACCUGCGCAGCCAUGCACACGCUCGCACUGCCGGCGUGGUCACCUUGCCCGGAGUCUCGUCUCAGGCCCGCGCGAGCGAGCGCGACGCCCAGGCGGAGCGCUGCACCAUCUGCCUGUCGGAGUUCGACACCCAGCAGGUGGGCACGCCCGGCUCCUGCAACCACAGCUUCUGCCUCAAGUGCCUGGAGAAGUGGGCCAAGGAGUCGAACACGUGCCCCGUGGGGCGGCAGAAGUUCACGCACAUCUGCGUGCGCAACGAGCUGAACGGCCAGGUGGUGCGCAAGGUGGAGGUGAAGGCGCCGCGCGAGGCCGUGAUGGGCUUCCACAUGACGCACAACCUGGGCUCCGUGCACGAGCUGCAGAUCAGCAUCAGCCGGCGCGUGGACGGCCACCACGCGCACAACCAGGAGCACCUGAUGAUGUACGACGCGGCCGCCGCGCUGGCCAUCGUGUUCACGCCCAUGCUGUGAGGAUCCGUGUUCCUGCGUGCAAGCUCUCUCUCGGCACGUCGCUCUCUCUUGUCACGCGUUUGUUAAUGAAUUGCGGCCAGCUGCCGCACUUUGCAGGCCGAGGUGAAGUUUGAUAGUCCCCGGACUUGGUUUGCCUUGGAAGAGACCAGCAAGUCUUCAUUCAUAAUGUUUAAACUAUGUGUAAAAUCAUAUUUGUUAAUAUUUGUUCAAUUUUUUUUAUCAAAGUGUAUAUAUAUUGUAUGAAAUGUAUUGUGUUAAAUAUUUGAAUGUAUUUUUUUUUAAUUGCAAUUUAUUUAUCUGGAAAAAUUAGAAAGCUGCCAGUGAUUUGUGAUGCAAGCCAGUUUGAUUUGUUUAAUGCAUUGUAUUAUUGUAUAGGGCAGGAGGCCAGUAAAUACUAGAGAAUAAA
This is a messenger RNA of Bacillus rossius redtenbacheri, 1330 nucleotides long. RefSeq lists its product as uncharacterized. The record is from RefSeq and is a predicted model, not a curated record. NCBI's taxonomy places the organism in Eukaryota, Metazoa, Arthropoda, Insecta, Phasmatodea, Bacillidae. Bases 304 to 924 code for a protein of 206 amino acids. The transcript has 6 exons.